Messenger RNA from Symbiodinium necroappetens, 295 nucleotides. The record is from the annotation of a GenBank genome assembly. Lineage: Eukaryota; Dinophyceae; Suessiales; Symbiodiniaceae.
GCUUUAUCCACCCGGAGUUUCACUCGUCGGUUUGGAUCCGGAGGUGUCCGCAUACGCUACGUGGCCAAAGAAGCCUCGAGGGCUGGACUUUGAAGCCGUCCGCGGUUGGGCGGAGGCUUUGCCCUUCGCCGACAACAGUUUUGAUGCGGUGGUCGCCUCACUUGUGCUUUGCAGCGUCAGGGAGCCAGACACGGCACUGAGAGAAAUCGCGCGAGUAUUGAAACCAGGAGGUCGCUACCUCUUCCUGGAGCACAUCCGUGCACCGACCGGCUCGGCACUGCGAUGGCAACAGGAG